UGGGAGCAGCAGCUGUAGAUGUUAGCAGUCCUCGCACAUCAAUGAUCAAGCUCAAUAAAUAAAAAAGGCCAAGCUCUGAGUUUUGGAAAAUAUAUGCAGUCUUUGUCUGUUCCAGACUCUCUUGGUUUUCUUGGUUUUCACAGGAAAGUGAUGUCUGGCUCCCUGCUGGCCCCAGUUGGCUGCUGGCCAGCCUCAGCAGGAGGCCCUGCUUCUGGAAGGGUGUGGCUUGGGAUGCCUGGUGGUGGGGGAGAGUGGCGAGGCUCCUCAGGACCACAGGAAGGAAGCAUCUGUAGGGCUGGGCAGCCUCUGAGAAGAGCCCUUGAGUCCACGUGGAGAGCAGGCAGCUGGGCACAGGAGGUGGCUCUGUCAGCUGGCUGUAAAAGCACUUGACACAUGUGUCCAGACAACGAUGAGGGGGUGAAGGUGGACUUGCCCCUCCUUCCCCCCACAUAGUGCUCUGUGUGGCAGCACGGCCCUGUAUAACCUCCUGCUCUUAAGGUUUCCCCUCACACAGGAAACUCCACCGAUUGCAUUGAUCCCGGUGCAUCUCCGCAGCCUAAAUUCCAAGGCCCUCGGGUCCGGGGUCCACCUGGUGGUCUGUGAGAGGGCCCUAACCGGGCACGAUCCUGGCUCUGUGUAGCAUCCCGCCUGCAUUUCAGACACUGGUAUGCUCUUCCCUUCGUCCAGAGGCAGGCCAGCCGCUACCCCCUGGUUCACAGUCAGGUGCCCUGGGAACUUAGUGGCUCAGGGGCAGCUUUGCCCAGAGCUCAGGUUCAGUGCUCAGUGUGGAGAUUCCUUUGUCCGGGGACUUUUUUCAUAUGAUCCUUCAGAACCCAUAAGCUGUUCUCCGUCCUGAGAUUUUUCCACAGUCCUCACGUGUCCUAGGUCUUGGGCCAGGAGUGGCCGUUUUCCACUCUGAGAUGGAGUUUUUGCUUGGAAAAGUGGGCGGAGUGUAAAGGCAGGUGGUAUGAGUGGAAAUGCCUCCGGACCUGUGACGGACUCCACCCUCCACAAACUUCCCACUAUUCUCUCUGCUUGCUGUCGGUCUCCCAUCUUAGCUGAUAGAGUUGAAUGUUGUUGCUCUUUCUGGCAUCCCUGUGAGGAGAAGAGAGUUUGGUGACAGUCCCAAUUUCUCAGCUUACGGAGCUGAGAAAUUGGGGCCCAGAGAAGGCUAAUUAGCAGAAUCCAAGAUUCUGACACCCCUCCUUUUUUUUUUUUUCCAGAGUAUCAUCUUUUCUUGCAUGUCUUCCCCAAAUCCAUCAGUAGGAAGGGAAAAUUAGUUGCCAGGAAGGGCCUUCUUCUGCCAGGUCAUCUAAUUUGUUAAAGCUUGUUUGGCUUUUCAGUCCCUACUUCCCUCCUGAGUCCAUGGAGCUUUGCUUAGUUACUGUAACUAAGACUCUGCCAUUGAAGGUUCUCGCCUUCCCCUGUCCUCCUCCUUUUGGUCGCCUUGGUGAUCCUGGAGGGAGGUAGAUGUGGGCUUUUUUUUUUUAAGUAUUAUUCCAGAAGGCAUAACCCUGGGUCAUCUCAACACCCCCUCAUUGCUGCUCUUCCUCACCUCCUUACCCUGAUUUGCCUGUGGGGCAGGGGGCGUUUGGCGGUGGUGCUGGGAUAUCGGAUAUCCAAGGCAGCUCUAGGUACAUUUCCACCAGCUGUGGGCCAGACUCCACAUGUGGCAGCUCCUCUCUGGCUGAGGCCUCGGGAAAAUUCCAUGAUCUGGCUGUGCUGAGUCAUGCUUAGUCUCUGAGGAUACGUGUGUCACCUUUCGCAUGUCUGUCACUGGUCAGCCCAGGAUCUGGGAAAGGCUGCAGUUACUAUAGAGUGAUAUCAUGCUGCUGAUCUUUUCUAUUUGCCCAUCGCUGUAUGCUUUUCCCAGUGCUUUUACUAAUGUGCUGUUUAUCAAUAUGAAAAUGAUUAAUAUUAAAUCAUUUAUAAUAAGUGGAUUAUUCUGGAAAACAUUCCUCUCGUGAAUGAGGAAACUGAACUUCAGUGAGACCAAGUGACUUGAUGCUGAAGUUUCAAACUAUCCGUGGGGGCCUGAGGCUCCUAGGUAUCCGCCAAACCUCCACUGCCCCCGCUGCCUCGCCCAGUGUCCGGCGCCUGGAGUACAAGCCCAUCAAGAAGGUCAUGGUGGCCAACAGAGGCGAGAUCGCCAUCCGCGUGUUCCGGGCCUGCACGGAGCUGGGCAUCCGCACCGUGGCUGUCUACUCAGAGCAGGACACUGGCCAGAUGCACCGACAGAAAGCUGACGAAGCCUACCUCAUCGGCCGCGGCCUCGCCCCGGUGCAGGCCUAUCUGCACAUCCCAGACAUCAUCAAGGUGGCCAAGGAAAACAACGUGGAUGCCGUGCACCCUGGCUAUGGGUUUCUGUCAGAGCGAGCAGACUUUGCCCAGGCCUGCCAGGAUGCCGGGGUUCGGUUCAUUGGGCCGAGCCCCGAGGUGGUCCGCAAGAUGGGAGAUAAGGUGGAAGCCCGGGCCAUUGCAAUCGCUGCAGGUGUCCCCGUGGUCCCCGGCACAGAUGCCCCCAUCACUUCCCUGCACGAGGCUCACCAUUUCUCCAACACCUACGGCUUCCCCAUUAUCUUCAAGGCCGCCUAUGGGGGCGGGGGGCGCGGCAUGAGGGUUGUGCAGAGCUACGAGGAGCUGGAGGAGAACUACACCCGGGCCUACUCGGAGGCUCUGGCCGCCUUCGGGAACGGGGCGCUCUUCGUGGAGAAGUUCAUUGAGAAGCCGCGCCACAUCGAGGUGCAGAUCCUGGGGGACCAGUACGGGAACAUCCUGCACCUGUACGAGCGAGACUGCUCCAUCCAGCGGCGGCACCAGAAGGUGGUCGAGAUCGCCCCUGCUGCCCACCUGGACCCCCAGCUUCGGAGCCGGCUCACCAGUGACUCUGUCAAACUUGCAAAGCAGGUGGGCUACGAGAACGCGGGCACGGUGGAAUUCCUGGUGGACAAGUACGGCAAGCACUACUUCAUUGAGGUCAACUCGCGCCUGCAGGUGGAGCACACCGUCACCGAGGAGAUCACCGAUGUGGACCUGGUCCACGCCCAGAUCCACGUGGCCGAGGGCCGGAGCCUGCCUGACCUGGGCCUGCGGCAAGAGAACAUCCGCAUCAACGGCUGUGCCAUCCAGUGCCGGGUCACCACUGAGGACCCCUCGCGCAGCUUCCAGCCGGACACCGGCCGCAUUGAGGUGUUCCGGAGCGGGGAGGGAAUGGGCAUCCGCCUGGACAACGCCUCUGCCUUCCAAGGCGCCGUCAUCUCCCCCCACUACGACUCCCUGCUGGUCAAAGUCAUCGCCCACGGCAAGGACCACCCCACGGCCGCCACGAAGAUGAGCAGAGCCCUUGCCGAGUUCAGAGUCCGAGGCGUGAAGACCAACAUCCCCUUCCUGCAGAACGUGCUCAACAACCAGCAGUUCCUGGCAGGCACCGUGGACACCCAGUUCAUCGAUGAGAACCCGGAGCUAUUCCAGCUGCGGCCUGCACAGAACCGGGCCCAGAAGCUGCUGCACUACCUUGGACACGUCAUGGUGAACGGCCCAACCACCCCGAUCCCCGUCAAGGCCAGCCCCAGCCCCACGGACCCUAUUGUCCCUGUGGUGCCCAUAGGCCUGCCCCCAGCUGGUUUCAGAGACAUCCUGCUGCGGGAGGGUCCCGAGGGCUUUGCUCGAGCGGUGAGGAACCACCAGGGGCUGCUGCUGAUGGACACGACCUUCAGGGACGCCCACCAGUCACUGCUGGCCACGCGUGUGCGAACCCACGAUCUCAAAAAGAUCUCCCCCUAUGUUGCCCACAACUUCAGCAAACUCUUCAGCAUAGAGAACUGGGGAGGAGCCACAUUUGAUGUUGCGAUGCGCUUCCUGUACGAGUGCCCUUGGCGGCGGCUGCAGGAGCUCCGGGAGCUCGUCCCUAAUAUCCCGUUCCAGAUGCUGCUGCGGGGGGCCAAUGCUGUGGGCUACACCAACUACCCCGACAAUGUGGUUUUCAAGUUCUGUGAGGUAGCCAAGGAGAAUGGCAUGGAUGUCUUCCGGGUCUUUGACUCCCUCAACUACCUGCCCAACCUGCUGCUGGGCAUGGAGGCGGCGGGCAGUGCUGGUGGUGUGGUGGAGGCCGCGAUCUCCUACACGGGUGACGUGGCCGACCCCAGCCGUACCAAAUAUUCACUGCAGUACUACAUGGGCCUGGCUGAAGAGCUGGUGCGAGCUGGCACCCACAUCCUGUGCAUCAAGGACAUGGCAGGGCUGCUGAAGCCAACGGCCUGCACCAUGCUGGUCACCUCCCUCCGAGACCGCUUCCCUGACCUCCCAUUGCACAUCCACACCCACGACACGUCAGGGGCAGGCGUGGCAGCCAUGCUGGCCUGUGCCCACGCAGGCGCUGAUGUGGUAGACGUGGCAGCUGACUCCAUGUCUGGAAUGACUUCACAGCCCAGCAUGGGGGCCCUGGUGGCCUGUACCCGAGGGACUCCCCUGGACACAGGGGUGCCCCUGGACCGUGUGUUUGACUACAGUGAGUACUGGGAGGGGGCCCGGGGACUGUAUGCGGCCUUUGACUGCACGGCCACCAUGAAGUCUGGCAACUCUGAUGUGUAUGAGAAUGAGAUCCCAGGGGGCCAGUACACCAACCUGCACUUCCAAGCAUAUAGCAUGGGGCUCGGCUCCAAGUUCAAGGAGGUCAAGAAGGCCUAUGUGGAGGCCAACCAGAUGCUGGGCGACCUCAUCAAGGUAACCCCCUCCUCCAAGAUCGUGGGGGACCUGGCCCAGUUUAUGGUGCAGAAUGGGCUGAGCCGGGCAGAGGCCGAAGCUCAGGCAGAAGAGCUGUCCUUCCCCCGCUCAGUGGUGGAGUUCCUGCAGGGGUACAUUGGCGUCCCCCACGGGGGGUUCCCUGAGCCCCUUCGCUCCAAGGUGCUAAAGGACCUGCCAAGGGUGGAGGGACGGCCCGGAGCCUCCCUCCCUCCCCUGGAUCUGCAGGCACUGGAGAAGGGGCUGAUAGAACGGCAUGGGGAGGAGGUGACCCCGGAGGAUGUACUCUCAGCGGCCAUGUACCCCGACGUCUUUGCCCACUUCAAGGACUUCACUGCCACCUUUGGUCCCCUGGACAGCCUCAACACCCGCCUCUUCCUGCAGGGACCCAAAAUUGCAGAGGAGUUUGAGGUGGAGCUGGAGCGAGGCAAGACGCUGCACAUCAAAGCCCUGGCCAUAAGUGACCUGAACCGGGCCGGCCAGAGGCAGGUCUUCUUCGAGCUCAAUGGACAGCUGCGAUCCAUUCUGGUCAAGGAUAGUCAGGCCAUGAAGGAGAUGCACUUCCACCCCAAGGCCCUGAAGGAUGUGAAGGGCCAGAUUGGGGCACCCAUGCCUGGGAAGGUGAUAGACAUCAAGGUGGCAGCAGGGGACAAGGUGACCAAGGGCCAGCCUCUGUGUGUGCUCAGUGCCAUGAAGAUGGAGACUGUAGUGACUUCGCCCGUGGAGGGCACUGUCCGCAAGGUCCACGUGACUACAGACAUGACACUGGAGGGUGACGACCUCAUCCUGGAGAUUGAGUGAUCUUGCCCCGGACUGGCAGCCUGGCCAUCCCCACCCCAAGCCUUCAAGGUGCUGCGCUGCCAGGGCAGGCCCAGGCCAGCCAGUGCCCGAGGGCAGGAAGGCCGGGCCCUGGAGCUCCUGUCCUCAGUUGUUUGUGGCAGGAGAGACACUGCCUGUGGUGGCCCAUGCCUUUCCUCCUGCCCUCUGUCCUUUCCCUGCCGGUGGACAGUCGCUCACAUAUUCAUCCCUUGCCAAAUAAGGGUCCCCCCCUGCUGGAGACUACAGGUGGGGGUGCAGGCAGGCCUGGGACCUAGGGAAGCAGACUUAGGGGCCCUGCCUCCUGCAGGGGAAACCUAAGUCCCAGGUCUGAGAACUUCGCUCAAUAAAACUGGCUUUCCCCUUC
Molecule: messenger RNA, 5923 nt
Organism: Orcinus orca (killer whale)
Lineage: Eukaryota; Metazoa; Chordata; Mammalia; Artiodactyla; Delphinidae
Gene: PC
Product: pyruvate carboxylase
Exons: 21
Coding region: 2005-5541 (1178 amino acids)
Biological process (GO): pyruvate metabolic process; gluconeogenesis
Cellular component (GO): cytoplasm
Molecular function (GO): pyruvate carboxylase activity; ATP binding; metal ion binding
Source: RefSeq, a predicted model, not a curated record